This is a messenger RNA of Nerophis lumbriciformis (worm pipefish), 1407 nucleotides long. The record is from RefSeq and is a predicted model, not a curated record. Lineage: Eukaryota; Metazoa; Chordata; Actinopteri; Syngnathiformes; Syngnathidae.
AUGGAUGCUGUCUGGCUGCGCUGCUUGAUCCUGACCGUAAUACCAAUAUGGAUGGGUUCGUGUGUCACACAACUAAAGCAAACAAGAUGGCCUUUAUAUUCCCAGACACCAGUCCUCCUGGUUUGGAAUGCCCCCACGCAGGACUGUGCCCCAAGGCACGGGGUCACUUUACCCUUGGACCAGUUUGAUAUCGUGGCUUCGCCUAAUGAGGGCUUUGUCCGACAAAACUUGACCAUAUUCUACAAGGAGCGCCUUGGCCUCUACCCUUAUUACAAGCGAGAUGGCAUUGCGGUAAAUGGAGGCCUUCCACAGCUUGCCAGCCUCGCUGAACACUAUGAGAAAAUGCCAGAAGGCGUACAGAAAUACAUCCGGGAGCCAGCGGCCAAAGGUUUGGCUGUUAUUGACUGGGAAGAAUGGCGCCCGCUGUGGAUCAGGAACUGGGAUUCCAAAGACAUCUAUCGAAGAAAAUCCAAAGAGAUGGUUCUCAAAAAGAACCCAACAUGGAGCCAAGACCAAGCUGCAAAAGUGGCCCAGCAGGAGUUUGAGCUCUCUGCACGUAAAUUUAUGCUGGAGACACUGAAACUUGCAAAAAGUUUGAGGCCCAAUCAACUAUGGGGCUUUUACUUGUUUCCAGAUUGUUACAACCAUGACUACAGAAACGGCCUGAAGAACUACACAGGUCGCUGUCCCACGCUGGAGGUGUACCGUAACGACCAGCUUAAUUGGCUGUGGAUGGAGUGCACUGCACUUUUCCCCUCCAUAUACAUGGGAUCUGUGCUGCGCUCCACACAUUAUGGCCGCCUCUUCGUGCGCAACAGGGUAAAGGAGGCCAUGCGCCUGGCAUCUGUUGGGAAUGGAUCAGCUCGGCCAGUUUUCGUCUACACUCAACCUACGUACAUCAAUGAGAUGGAACUGGAACGACUCACUGAGAUGGAUCUGGUGUCCACCAUUGGUGAGAGUGUAGCACUGGGAGUGGCAGGAGUCAUCUUCUGGGGGGACUCUUCCUACUCGAGUGACAGCAGCUGUUUGGCCCUGAAAGACUAUCUCAGUGGAACACUGGGCCGCUACCUGCUCAACGUGUCCACAGCGGCAGAGGAGUGCAGUCGGGCGCGGUGCAACCUGCACGGCCGCUGCCUGCGCAGUCAGCCGGACAGCAACACAUACUUGCAUCUCAGCGCGUCCACACACAGCAUCAGCAGGCAGGACGGCCGCCUGAAAGUGCGCGGCAAGCCUGGCGAACCCGAGCUGACUCUUUUCCGUCAACACUUUCAGUGCCAGUGCUACACUGGCUACCAAGGGGAGGCUUGCGCUCUUAGAGCUCAUGGGCAUGGUAUAGCCCAUUCUGCUUUCGCAUCAUGGCUACUUAGCCUCUUACUUCCACUGGGAUUCCUCAUUCUGCUGCAGUAA